Strongyloides ratti is the source of this 810-nucleotide messenger RNA. Its product is annotated as Phosphate-regulating neutral endopeptidase. Gene Ontology annotation, biological process: protein processing. The coding region runs from base 1 to 810 and encodes 269 amino acids. Gene Ontology annotation, cellular component: plasma membrane. The record is from RefSeq and is a predicted model, not a curated record. Gene Ontology annotation, molecular function: metalloendopeptidase activity. The transcript has a single exon. Lineage: Eukaryota; Metazoa; Nematoda; Chromadorea; Rhabditida; Strongyloididae.
AUGAAAUUUUUUAUUGGUUAUAGUAACAUAACGAAAAAUUUAACAAAUCUUGAUAAAUAUUAUAGUACUUUAAAUAUUAAUGAUAAUGAUACAUUUAAAGAAAUUUUAAUUAAAUUAAAUAUCCAUAAAAAGUAUAUUGAAAAUAAAGAAAUAUUUAAAAAUGAUAUUUAUUAUGAAUCUACUAUUGAUGCCUCAGCAUCAUAUAAUUUUGAAGAAAAUAAAAUAUAUAUUAAUGCAGGAUAUAUGAAUUUACCAUUUUAUGAUAUCAAUUUGAUAAGUUCAAUAAAUUUUGGUAGUAUUGGUUUUAUAUUAGGACAUGAAAUGGCUCAUGCUUUUGAUAAUUUUGGAAUAAAUUAUAAUAAUAAAUGGAAUAAUAAUUUAAAUGAUAAUAUAUAUGAUGAUAAAAUUAAAUGCUUUAUAUAUCAGUAUGAUAAAUAUAUUUCAUUAAAAACAAAUAAGAAAAUUAAUGGUUUAAGAACAUUAAAUGAAAAUUUAGCUGAUAAUGUAGGUUUAGAAGUAGCAGUUAAGGCAUACAUUAAAUAUAUUAAUUAUAAUAAAUUAGAUGAACCAUCAAUUCCAGGAUAUGAAAAAUAUAAUAAACUACAAUUAUUUUAUAUAGCAUUUGGUCAGACACAUUGUUCAUAUAUGUCAUAUAUAAAUGAAUUGAAACAAAUUGAGAAAGGACUACAUUCUAUUGAAUAUUAUCGUGUUAUUGGAACAAUAUCAAAUCAGGAAAAUUUUCAUAAAUCUUUUCAUUGUAAUAAUACAUUACCAAUGAAUCCAAUAAAUAAAUGCAAAUUUUGGAAUUAA